GAGGCCCGGGUGGGGGAAACUGCGGAGGCAGAAAUGUUGGCAAAGCGUCGGAAAUGCCCAUCCCAGAGGGAGGAUAUCUUGUGUAUUUAUGGCAUCUUUAAUCCUCUGAGUACAAAGCGGCCGCGGAGAGUCUCCCAUUGGAAACGGGGCCUACAGCUGGCUGUCCAGGGGAUCAUUUAAAGCCGGACACCACUGGCCCUGAUCGGGUGCAUCUUCAUCACCAGUUCCCCCCUCUCCAGCACCACUCUCCAACAUUAGUUCCGGGCAGCAAAAUCAAACCUCCCAAUUUAAUAACAAAGCGUUGCAGCGCUAGGACUGAUACGCGGCACCGUCGCUGUAUUUCCUUUCGUGUUGAAAACUCCUGCGGAGAAACCAAAUUCUGUCCAAAAGUAAAAAAACAAAAGCAGCUGAUGGAAGAGUCGGUGAGGCGCAGGCGCAGUUAAUGUUUCCGGGAGUAGGCGGAGCCGACAGGAGGGGGCGGGACCUGCCCCGAGGGUGGGCGGGGCUAUGCUGCCCGUUGCUGUUUCCGUUCUUACGCCGAAAAUUUGUGCGAGUAAGGUGGGGGCGGUGGACGCAGCUAGCGGUUGGUGUGAGGUGGCGGGCCCGGGUCUGGGUGGAGCCGCCUUCCAGCGGACAAGCUGCUCCGCUCUGUUGGGGCCGCUGCGCCCGGGAAUUUCCUGAUGUUACGCCGCUGUUGCACCCUGGGAAACUUCCGGGGCUCACGUGACCUCAGGCGGAAGUGAGGCAAUUGGGAAGCUUUGAGGAGUUCCCCCCCCCUCCCCCUCCCAAACUUUGCUGCUUUCUGGCUCCACCAGGGGCAAAUUCCCAAGCCCAUCUUUGGACAGUUUUUGCUCACUGAGACUUUGCACUUGACCAUCCCUCCUUUUGGUGCUGCAGUCUCAUAUCCCUCCCUCUCACCUUACAUCCUUACAUUGUGCAACCCAUUCCCACCAACCUCUAUCCUAGCCGGGCAUCCAGCAACUGGAGGGACGGCAUGGCAUUCCCCAUGGGCAUACCUCUCUAUACCAUCAUUGUGGAAGAUGAGGAAGAGGAGGAGCAGCAGCGUAUGGAGGCGAAGAGAAUAAGGCAGCAUGGAAAAAGACACCACCCAACGAGGUACUACCCUCCUCAGCGUAUAUACAGGCAGCGCAGGUCCUUUGAGGACCUCUCGGAGGAUCUCUGUGUUCGAAGGGUGCGAUUGUCCAAGGGUGCCAUUGCACAUCUGUGCGAGCUCCUUCGUGAAGAUCUUCAGCCGCACUCUACUGCCAGGACAGCCUUGUCCGUUGAAAUGAAAGUGACCACUGCCCUGAAUUUUUUCGGCACUGGAUCCUUUCAAGGUGCCACGGGGAACAUGUGCAAUAUCAGCCAAGGAGCGGUGAGGGCAGCCAUUCAACAGGUCACAGAUGUGCUCUUCAACAAGGCUCCAGGGUUCAUCAACUUUGGCAUCAUGCCUAGGCAGCAGCGGGAACGAGCAAAGGAGUUCUGUUACAUUGCAGGGUUCCCCAAGGUUCAGGGUGCCAUAGGUGGCACCCAUGUGGCACUGAAGGCACCAGCAGAACAACCACUUAUAUUUGUAAACAGGAAGGGGUUCCACUCGCUAAAUGUUCAGAUUGUCUGCGAUGCCCAUCAGAAGAUCCUGUAUGUAAAUGCCAAGCAUGCUGGCAGCUGUCACGACGCUGUCAUUGUACAGCACUCAACACUCCCUGACCUCUUCCAUGAGGAUAAUCAUGUCCAAGGGUGGCUCCUCGGAGACCAAGCAUAUGCAUUGCAAACGUGGCUCAUGCCACCACUGAGCCAACCAAAAACGCAGGCGGAGGAUGCAUACAACAAAGCUCAGGCAGCAACACGAGCCGUGGUGGAGAGGACCAUAAGACUGUUAAAAAGCAGGUUUCGCUGCCUGGACCGAUCCAGUGGAGCUCUGCAGUACACGCCGCAGAGGGUGGCGAGGAUCGUCAUAGCAUGCUGCGUGCUACACAAUUUUGCACUGCAGGAAGGCCACCUGUUCAACAUAGAUGAUGAGGAGCCACUGCUACCUGAGGAAAGAGAGUUGCAGGCCCCAGCGUUUGAGGAAGAUGAACAGUUGGAGGAUUCAUCCCUGAUUGCUGCAAGAGCUAUCCAAAAUCAGAUUGUGCAGGAGGAGUUCAGCCAUUGAUGACGUAGCAUUUCACUCCUUCUGUGCCAAAUACCAAGAAAGCGAUCUUCCUUGAAACCACUACCGACCUUAGUACAUGACUGCUGAGCAGCCCUUGAUGCCCAAACAGCACUGUGACAAUAUUUAUCAUCGGAGUAUAAAUUGUUCUUGCCAGCUGAAUGUUCCCAUUCCUGAAUGACUUUAAUAUUCAUGAGUAACCAAGCACUAGAUCAGUGCAAAAUGUACAGUAAUAAAAACAUGUUUUACA
Carcharodon carcharias (great white shark) is the source of this 2399-nucleotide messenger RNA. RefSeq names its product putative nuclease HARBI1. The transcript has a single exon. Bases 995 to 2152 code for a protein of 385 amino acids. The record is from RefSeq and is a predicted model, not a curated record. Lineage: Eukaryota; Metazoa; Chordata; Chondrichthyes; Lamniformes; Lamnidae.